CUCGAAUUCGAAGCGAAGACCGAGAGGACAAAGUGAAAUUUUGUUAUCAAUAUUCACCAUUUCACGAGGUUAUUCGUAUUCAGAAAUUUAAGAUAGACCUACUCAGCAAUCAUGACAUCGAAAAGAUCAAAAACUAGCUCGGAAACAAUCAGAGACAGACCGAACUUCUGUUUUACGUGUGGUUUUGUUCCCAGGAAUAUUGAUGAAAAAAAAGGUAUGAAACUGUUUUGUUCUAAUUUAAUGGGGACAAAUAUCAGACUGGGCGAAGUUCUAAAGAGGUCAGGAACCAAAACGGGCAAUGAACGAACUUGGUACAUGAAGAGAUGCUGCUCGAAGUGUACGUUGAUACAGAACCAAUGGGACAGAGCAAGGAGAACUAUAGAGAGUCUGAAUGUACAAUGGACAGAAAGAACAUCUCAUUAUCUGCCCACAGUCAGUCAGCCCGCGGAGACACAUCUCGAGUUAAAAAGUGGCCUCCUGAAGUUCAUCAAGGCUUCAAAAUACACAAACGCCUUCAAGCUUCUGUUGGGCAAGAAAGCGGUGAGGGAAGUGUGGACCAAAGAAAUUGCAAAGACUAUCCGAAGAGAAGUCAAAAUGAUGCGGAAGGAACGCCUCUAUCCAUCUUGCGCUGUUGGGAAGCAGCUUGAUGAAAAGCAAUGGAAGCCCAUCUUCCGUCACAUAAAAAAAAUAGCCCCAGUCUUCUUUGCUGUGGUUGUCGCUUCCAUGACAAAAAAUGAGAGGCAGGCAGACAGGAUGUUAAGAAAGGGCAAGGAACAUUUUAACUCUCGGAUAGGAAUGAUGAUCAACCUCCCUCUGGGCAACAAAGGGCAUAUGAGAUAUCAGGGUGCAAUAGCUGUCGACCUGUGGCAUCUUGGUGCGAAUGAAGGGAUUCUGAAGUUUCUGCAUCGUCUGGGAUUAAGCAAACUAAAGAGGGAGACUCUCCAAUUGAUCCAAAAGAAGAAGAAUCUUGUGACGGAAUGGUGUGAAAAAAUUGAGAAAGAAAAGAACUGGUCUAAAGGUGAUACAAGGGACAAUCUGCACCCUGGCUUUUCGCUCAUGGUCAGGAAGCGCUAUGACAAGUACGAAAGCAAUGCCAGAAGCACCCAGCCGAAACCGGGCAGGCAGUCAAGACUGGUCAGCAAUGGACUAGCCGUCAAGAACAGGAUAUCCUUUCGCGACCUCCAAGAAGAGGCUCCUAAGAAAGCCUGUGAGCUCCCUCUCACCGUCUACCUGCCCAAUCAAGGUGAUUAUGAGGAGCUACGGAUGAGGAUGCAGGUGAUGGUGGAAAGGAUUCUUCAAGCUAAUCUCUCCUUGUUUGCUAAUCAGCCUGUGACUGGACACAUACCUCACGAGUACUCCUCGCAAUGCGCCGAACAAAGUGAAUACGUUGAUCUUGGCAUCAUUGAGGGUAACCAUAUUACAUCCGACCAAACCUCAGACCUGCUUCAGCAACUGGAGGAUCAUGCCCCUAAGGGCUAUCCUAUCGUACUGUACGGACAUGAAGAGAUGGUAAAGCACGCCAGUACAGCCCAGGUUUCCUCAACGAAAGGCACCGCCAGGCAGGCAUUCAUACCGGUACCGCAAGAUAGCAACUUGAGAUCCCUCUUCAUGAGGGACAUCAUGGCAGACCUGUACGCUCCAACGAGCCCGACGGAGAGAGCCACCCUACGGAAUCUGAUACAUAUGUUUGGUUAUGAUGGCAUCAAGGACAAGUACUCUCCUCCCCAUAGUCUUGAUGACUUCUUACUGUUUGUGUGCUGUGCUAUGGUUGUUGGUUUCGCCCUUGAGAUGCUGGUUAGCAAUGAAGAUGAAAUGAGUGACGGGGAGCCAGAGACUCUCUUGGCCAGGGUGUCGGCCGAGGUCGUAAGGAGGGUGUGGCAUCAGAUGCCCAUGAACCAAGUAGCUGACAUCGCCAACGCCGAGGUCGGAAGUAACGAGGGAUCCGAUUACAAAUUCUGCUUUUGCAAAGAAGAAAAGGAAGGCGAACGCAUGCUGGAGUGCAGCAACAUCAACUGCCCGAAUGGGAACUGGUUCCAUGAGCUGUGUGUCUCCAAUCCACAGGUGAGCGAUGACUGGUACUGUAGCCCCACAUGUCAAUCGUUGCGCGGUGGACAGUACUGCGUGUGUAGGAUGAAGACAGAGGAGGAGCUGGUCUGGACCUGCGCCAACAAGAGGUGCAAACGCGGGAGAAAGUUCCACCAUGGUUGCGUGAGAUCUACUUUGCCAGCUCCCGAACAAAUGGACAUCCCUAACCGAGGUCAGAAAAAAUGGUAUUGCUCUGCACAAUGUCGGAAGGGUAAGAAUGUUGAUGAGGACAGGGAGCUGAGGUACCUGGAGGCGGUCACCUGGCGAUGUCUCUUCAAUGAAUGCAUGAGGGAUGCGGAGAGAGAAGGCGAUGGAGAAGCUCUGAUGGGGUACUGGAGAAUCUACAUGCCGGAGCUCUAUAAGAGAGGCCAUGAAAUGUUCUUCCUUGUUGCGCAGCGACUUCUUGCGGGUAUAUCUGGUUGUUAUGAACCUCGCGUCAGGCAGGAAGUGAUUCACAAUAGGACCAUGAACUUUGAUGGCGGGGCAGGGAAGAACUUUUCUAUGGACCUCCAGAUCACAGGAUCUAGUAAGCGAAGCAAGGAGGCAGCCGCAUUAUUCAAGAAAAAACCCAAAGGAGAUGAAGAAGAUGAUGAGGAGGACACUGGGAAAGCAGCAGGAGAUCCCCUCACCAAGAAACGGAAGCUCGACAAAGAUCAUGGAACCGGUAAUGAUGGCGACACUAGUCCUCUCGUACCUAACCGAUAUGCGCUCUUCAAAGGGGAUGUGGCAGAGUUCCAGAAGAAGUUCAGUGACGAUGAACUGUUCAAGGAAACUCGAGGACGUUGCAUCCCUUCCCUGAUGAGCAAGUCGUUUGAUCAAGACUUUACAAAACAUGAGAUGGUGGGUAUGAAGAAACACCUGUUGACAUUGAUUAAGGAGUAUGAUGAGGGGCCCGCAUCAGGGAAACGAUCAAUCAAAAAAGUUAAGCCCAGGAAGGAGGAUUUUGAGUCCAGAGAUUAUGAGGCUCUUUCCAGUGAUGAUGUAAAGGAGGAAAACCAAAGUGAAGAUGAAGAAGAAAAAAGUGAUGGUGAAAACAGUGAAGGUGAAAACAGUGAAGAGGAAGAUGAAGACGGAGAAGAUAAGUCCAGUAAUGAUGAGGAUGAGGAUGAAAAUGAGGAUGAUGAUGAUGAUGAUGGUGAUGAUGAUGAUGAUGAUGGUGAUGACGAUGAUGAUGGUGAUGAUGAUGAUGAUGAUGGUGAUGAUGAUGAUAACGAUGAACAAGAAGAAGAUGACGAUGAACAAGAAGAAGACAUGUCUAGUGAUGACACAUAUAGACUAUAGGGCAUGGGGUCAAAAGAGCUUCCUAAAAUGAUUUUUGUAGUCUCCUCCUUGUGACUACCUAAACUAUGGCUUAAAAUGUUGGUAUUGUGUGUCUUAUCAAUAUUCUGAUAGUUCCCACUUCCAGAAGUGGAGCACUUCCGAAAAAAUGGCGCCCAAAACAAAAGAUCUAAAAACAAGCAUUCCUUCAUAAAAGGACUGCAUCCGGUGCAAGUGAUUUUCACUAAUACAGGUGGUAAUUGGUUUUAAUCAGUGAAUGUGAUACCGCUUUUGCGGUCUAAGUUCAUAUUUAUUGUACAAAAUAUCUAUAGGGAAGAUUUAAUAUUUCACAAAACACUGUAUAGUUGAGGAAAUUUGCAUGAAAAUGACAUUUUAAGCCAAAAUACGUAAGUUUGACAUUUUUCUGCAACAAAGCCUGUAAUAAUUUAAUUAUUCUGAAUGAGGAAGUUCAUUUACAAGCAAUAAAUAUUACAAUAAAAACAAA
This is a messenger RNA of Strongylocentrotus purpuratus (purple sea urchin), 3847 nucleotides long. RefSeq lists its product as uncharacterized. The transcript has 14 exons. The record is from RefSeq and is a predicted model, not a curated record. The coding region runs from base 112 to 3366 and encodes 1084 amino acids. Lineage: Eukaryota; Metazoa; Echinodermata; Echinoidea; Camarodonta; Strongylocentrotidae.